Hypoxylon fragiforme is the source of this 2436-nucleotide messenger RNA. RefSeq names its product major facilitator superfamily domain-containing protein. Lineage: Eukaryota; Fungi; Ascomycota; Sordariomycetes; Xylariales; Hypoxylaceae. Gene Ontology annotation, molecular function: transmembrane transporter activity. The coding region runs from base 401 to 2104 and encodes 567 amino acids. The transcript has a single exon. The record is from RefSeq and is a predicted model, not a curated record. Gene Ontology annotation, biological process: transmembrane transport.
UCAGUACUUAUUAAUCUAUUUACCUAGUAGGUAGUAAGCCUUUUACGCUUCGUAUUAUUUUCAAUAUAUCUAAGCAGCCGUAGACUUUAGAGAAAAAAAAUUGCAAGAUGGAUCAUUGCUGGUAAUUUUCCCCGAAGCUGUCCAUUGUUAAGCCUACCUCCAUGUAGGCUCCGUUUGCCUCAACGGAGCUUAGGUGCCCAACCUCGCCCCUGACCGACCCAUAGACGAAACCAGGAACGCACCCUUUUAAUGCUGCCAUUUCUAUAAUUGUUCAUUUCCCAUCUAUCUACGUGAGUGUUAAAAGUUCAAGGCAAGCUCAUAACCCCUAAUUUCUUACAUUCGUAUCUCAGCAUUCACCUACCUGCUUCGACGUCAAUCAUACCUCAUCACUCCAGUUCAAAUGCCAACACCACCAGAAGGCCCCGACAACAUCAGUCCCCUGGACAACGCGACCGCCCAGAACAACAUGAGCCUCCGUAGUCGAGAUGUCGAGAAACGUGAGGAUGCAGGCCAGGAAUCUCCCUCGACAGAAGAUCCUGAAGCCGGGCCAGAGGACAACAAGAGCAACGGUCGAACGAUUCGCGGUGUUCGCUGGAUCCUCAUCUGCACCGCCAUCUACACCACCUGCAUGCUGUACGGCCUCGACACGACCAUCGCGGCCGAUGUUCAAGCCCCCAUCAUCGAAGCCCUGGGACACGUCGAGCAACUCGCCUGGGUUGGGGCCGGGUUCCCGCUGGGCUCCGUGUGCGUGAUUCUGCUGCUCGGGAAGCUGUACGAGAUGUUCAACACGAAAUGGAACUUCAUGGCCGCCGUCGUCCUUUUCGAGGCUGGCUCGGCCCUCUGUGGCGCUGCGCCCACUAUGAACGCUUUGAUCGUUGGCCGGGUCAUCACCGGCAUGGGGGGCAGUGGCAUAUAUCUUGGCUCCUUGCAGUACGUGGCUAUCAUGACUGGGGAGAAGGAACGUGGGUUUUAUAUGUCACUAGUAGGUGCGUUUUGGGGUUUGGGUUCUGUUUUGGGACCUGUGAUCGGAGGCGCUUUUACCGAGUCACCGGCCACCUGGCGCUGGGCCUUUUAUAUCAACCUGCCCAUCGGUGCUUUCGCAAUUGUAGCUUUCAUCCUCUUCCUCCCUCCCUUCCAUCCUAUUCAAGGCGUCACUAUCCAAAAACGGCUGGCCACCCUUGACUUCGUUGGCUUUAUCCUUGGCUGUGGGACUUGGGUUACCUUCCUCCUGGCCUUUACUAUGGCUGGUAGCACGUGGCCAUGGAAUGAUGGACGCACUAUCGCCACCCUUGUUGUAUUCGGCGUGCUUCUCGUUUCCUAUAUAUUGCAGCAGUACUUCGCCAUUUUUACGACCCCUUCUAGGCGCCUCUUUCCGGGUCACCUGUUACGAGACCGCACCCAAGUGCUCCUAUAUGUGGUGACGGCAGCUGGCACCACGUCGCUCUUCGUCGUUGUUUACUAUCUCCCCAUCUACUUUCAAUUUGUUAACGGGGACAACGCUAUUAUGGCAGCCGUGCGCCUGCUCCCCUUUGUCUGCAUCACUGUCGCAGUAAGCAUCUCAGCAGGAUCCUUUCUUCACUUGAUUAAGGUUUACAUGGCCAUCUACAUCAUAGGUGGGAUUUUCUUGAUAGCCGGAGGUGGCCCGUUGAUGGUGUAUCUUGACACUAAUUCGACAGCCGGCCUCAUCUACGGCAUGACAAUCCUCAUUGCCGUGGGUAGCGGUCUGUCGAUGACAAUUGCCUACACAAUUGCCACACUGACCUUGGAGUCGGAAGACGUGGGAGCUGGCCUCAGCUUGCAAAACGUCUCACAGAUCGGAGGUCAGGUCAUUGCGCUCGCGAUAGCGGGGCAAAUCUACCAAUCGACGGGCUUUAGGAACCUGUCAGAAGUCCUAGCUGGCUACGGUUAUACGGACUCUGAAAUCCAGGGCGCGGUAGCUGGUGCGCAGAGUGAUUUGUUCAGUAAGUUGAGCGGAGAGUUGCGGGAAGAAGCGGUGAUAGCUAUCACCAAGGCAAUGCAGAUGACUUUUGUGCUAGUACCUGUUGCCGGUGGUAUUAUGCUGAUCGCUGCGCUCUGCAUGAAGCGGGAAAAACUCUUUGGAUAGAGUCAAAAUAGCGUGGCUCUUAUCAGCCGGCCGAGGCAUCCGCGGAGGCAUGGAUGCUUAGGUACCUUAAUUAAGUCAAACCAAGUCUCGUGGCCCCCAUCUUGGUCAGCUUUUCACACCCCGAAGGUCCCGAAUGGCGGUGGGAUUAAUACUGAAUCUCCUGAACACCGCGCGGGCCGAGUUUGAGUGAGUGAGGUUUAGUUCCUAGAUACUAAGUUAGGGAGAGAGUUAGCGGUGGUGUUGAUAAUGUACAUUGUAUGUGGGAGCGAGUUAUGUUCAGAUGACUUUCUUUCAACGGUUAAAAAUUAUGUAUGUCCGUUUGUUCCGAGUUC